This is a messenger RNA of Ascochyta rabiei, 2298 nucleotides long. Its product is annotated as SWI/SNF and RSC complex subunit Ssr2. Gene Ontology annotation, biological process: positive regulation of DNA-templated transcription. Lineage: Eukaryota; Fungi; Ascomycota; Dothideomycetes; Pleosporales; Didymellaceae. Bases 1 to 2298 code for a protein of 765 amino acids. The record is from RefSeq and is a predicted model, not a curated record. Gene Ontology annotation, cellular component: SWI/SNF complex. Gene Ontology annotation, molecular function: histone binding; DNA binding. The transcript has 2 exons.
AUGUCCGACGACGCGGCUGCCAGCGCAACCGCGCAGGACCCGUCCCUCGCUGCAGAGGGCGCUGCACAGGCCAAUGCGCUUGACCAAGACACCGCCAUGCUCGACGAACCGCCUGCCAAGGAGUCGUCGCGCGAGCCCUCGGCCGCCACGCCCGCCCCCGCCUCCGACAACCCCCUCGAUGCCCCCGACGGCCCGCGACCUGACGCCGAGGAUGCCGACGGCCACGACGACGAGGACAUGGGCGGCCUCGACGACGCCAAGAAGGAAAAGGACCCCGACGCGGCUGGAGCUGAGGCGGACGCUGACGCCGAAGCUGACGCCGCAGACCCCGAGGCCGCCGCAAAGGCCGACCUGCAGGCCGCCGCGCGCUCGCACUUUGUCGCCCAGACGUACGCCACCAUCAUCCCCAGCUACGCCACCUGGUUCGACAUGCGCUACAUCGACUACCGCGAGCGCAAGGCCCUGCCCGAGUUCUUCAACGGCCGCAAUCGCAGCAAGACGCCCGCCGUCUACCGCGACUACCGCGACUUCAUGAUCAACACGUACCGCCUGAACCCCUCCGAGUACCUGACCGUCACCGCCUGCAGGCGCAACCUGGCCGGAGACGUCUGCGCCAUCAUGCGCGUCCACGCCUUCCUCGAGCAGUGGGGGCUCAUCAACUACCAGGUACCCACCGUGCAAUCCUGCACCCCCAACCCCAAACCCCAAACCCCUACACAUCCAACUAACCCCUUCCAGGUCGACCCCCAGGAGCGCCCGUCCAACAUUGGCCCCCCCUUCACCGGCCACUUCCGCGUCACCGUCGACACACCCCGCGGACUGCAGCCCUUCCAGCCAGGCCCCGGCGCAAAGCUCACCGACGGAAAGCAGAGCGCGGCCACGGACCGUGCUGCGAGCGCACAGCCCACGGCAAAGUCGGACACCAAGUCCCUGGCCGGACGCAACAUCUACGAGGCCAACGGCAAGGAGGCGUCCGUUGAGCCGAGGGAAAAGGUUGCCAACGGCGAAGCCGCUGCGAAUGGUGCCUCUGCCGACGUCAAGGAGCUCGAAGCGGCUGCCAAGGAGCCCCUCAAGGUCAUCAACUGCUUCAGCUGCGGUGUCGAGUGCACCCGCGUCCACUUCCACGAGACAAAACCGUCCGAGCAGCCUGGCCAAACCAAGAGCGUGGGUGGUCUGAAGCGCGACCUAUGCCCCAGGUGUUUCGUCGAAGGCAACUUCCCCUCCGGCACAUCCUCGGCCGACUUCACCAAAAUCUGCAACCCAGAGUCCUCGUCUGUCCCCGAGUCGGAGGAGAAGUGGACAGAGGAGGAGACGCUUCUGCUUCUCGAAGGCCUGGAGGAGUUCGACGAAGACUGGAACAGGGUGGCCGACCACGUGGCCACCAAGACGCGCGAGCAGUGCGUGAUGAAGUUUCUGCAGCUCGAGAUCGAGGACAAGUACAUCGAGGCCGAUCUGCCCCAGGGCGACGCCGCCACCCCUUCAGCCAAGUUCCUCCGCGACCUGGACUAUCUCAGCGAAGGCCGCGCGCCCCUGCACCACGCAGACAACCCCAUCCUGAGCGUGGUCAGCUUUCUCGCCGGUUUGGCUCCAGCGAACGUCACAGAAGCCGCCGUUGCCUCGGGUCGCAGCGUGAGCGAGAUGAAGCGCAUCCUGCAGGACAAGAUCAACAAGGCGCCGACAGCGCCCUCGGACAAGGGCAAGGAGAAGGAAGGUGACAAGGCCGCGACCCCUGCGACAGGUGCCUCCGACGUCAAGCCUGAAGGCGACGACGCCAUGGAGGUCGACACCACCCAGGACCUCACAGUAACCAACAGGGACGCCUCGCCAGACAGCAACCCUCUCGUCACACUACCCUUUGCCCUCUCUGCAGCUCGUUCGUCUGCGCUCGCCUCUCACGAAGAACGCCACAUCACCCGCCUCGUCUCGGGCUCGGUCAACCUGCAACUGCAGAAGCUGCAGCUCAAGCUCGCGCACUUCUCCGACUUUGAGAAGCUCCUCUCUGCCGAGCGCCGCGACCUGCAGCGCCGCCGCCAGCAGCUGUUCAUGGACCGUCUGAACUUCCAGCGCCGCGUGCGCGCGCUCGAGGAGGCGACCAAGAAGAUCAGCUCAGGCGUGCAGGGCCAGGGCCUGCCGGGGUCGAUGAGCAACGAGGACGCCAUGACGGCGCUCACCGACGCGAUCCGCAUGUUUGGUGUGGGCAAGGGCGAGGACAGCAUGGGCGUCAAGCGGGACAGCGUGGAUGCAGGCGUGCAGCCAGUAGCAGAGGGCGGAGAAGGCUACGGAAAGCUGGAGAUAUAA